This is a messenger RNA of Mirounga angustirostris (Northern elephant seal), 8638 nucleotides long. RefSeq names its product palmitoyltransferase ZDHHC11-like. The transcript has 16 exons. Gene Ontology annotation, molecular function: protein-cysteine S-palmitoyltransferase activity. NCBI's taxonomy places the organism in Eukaryota, Metazoa, Chordata, Mammalia, Carnivora, Phocidae. The record is from RefSeq and is a predicted model, not a curated record. Gene Ontology annotation, cellular component: endoplasmic reticulum; Golgi apparatus. Gene Ontology annotation, biological process: peptidyl-L-cysteine S-palmitoylation; protein targeting to membrane. The coding region runs from base 6176 to 8170 and encodes 664 amino acids.
CCCCCUGCAAUGAUGUCCGACUUGACUCACCCCACACAAGUUCUGCUUGUGUUCCUUUUUUAGAAAACAAAAUUAGGGGCUGUUACGUCCUGGGGUGGAGUCAGUCCUGGGAGAGAGUGUGGACGUGAGGCAGUGGGCAGCGCGACGUGCCCCAGCCCACGAGGCCACUGCCUGCCGGGUGAGCAGGGCCCCUCGCGGACGUCAGUAAGAGGUCGCCCAACGUUGCACAAGCAAGGCCGUGAAGGCAGAGUGCCGGCAGAGGAGCAAGUCCCCUGGGAGGGUGAAGCCCACGGUCAGGCUGCAGACCUGCCCCCAGCGCCCCAGGUCUCUCUUUCCCACCGUGGCGUGGGGGUGCGCUCUGCCCCGCCCAGGGCUCCGAAGGUGAGGUUCUGGGCAGGGUGUGGCCCUGGGUUCUGGUGCUGAAGUGGCCUUGCUGAGCCCCCGUUUCUCCCUGGCCCUCAGCCGGAGUUCACAACCAUGCCUCCGUGACAGGGACGUGGCACAUGUUUGCAGGACCUGCUGAGACCGUAUGAGCCGUGGAGCCCCAGACCCACCCCAAGGGAGUAGUCUCCAGCUCGAGGGCCCCACAGAUGUGCCGGCAGCUGGAGGUGCCGCUCCUCACAAGCCUGUACUGCAGACGGGCAGAUCGGGCUGGGCAGCUUGGAGACCCUGCUCUGGGCACGGCCUCUGCAGAGCCAGGGGCUGCUACUCAGAAGGCCACACGCCCGGCGGAAGGGAAGACCAGGGGGGCGUCUGAGGACAGGAGGGCCCUCCGACCGAUCUUUUUAUUUCAGUGAAGGUCACAUGAUCUGAAAUUAACCACUGACUGCUUUAAAGUGUGCAACUGAGUGGCAAUUGGUGCAUUCACAGUUUUGUGCAACCAACACUUCUGUUGAGCUCCGGAAUAUUUCCAUCACCCCGAAAGGAAACCCUGUCCCCAUUAGCAGCGCCCUUCAGUCCCUCCUGGAGCCCCUGGUGACCACUCUGCUUUUGGCAUCCAUGGAUCUUCCUGUUCUAGUGGAGUCUUACGCUACGUGGCCUUCUGUGUUUGGCUCCCUUCCCUCAGCACAGUGUUGAUGUGUCAGUUUGGGCCCAGAGACCCCCUCCCCUUGCCACAGACCCCGUCUGGGCUCAGGCUGCUCCUGGGUAUGUCACAGCCAUGAAGCGGGUCCUGGGGCUUGGGUUACCUCACUGGGCCCUCUGCUCGAGGAGGCCGGCAGGAUCCCGGUCAGAACCCACAGAUGCUCUCGGCGGUCAGAUAACUGAGCAGGUGCCCAAGGUAGGGGUGUCCCUCAGAGCCACGCGAGCCAGGCAUUGGCCACAGACCGCACAGCAGGACCAUGGCGCCUCGGCCACCAUGUCAGCAGGACAUGCCAGGGAGAGGGGCUGUCUGGGCCGACAGUGCUGGAUGAGGGGGAUUCAUCUUCCUGCUCUCUUCCUGCUGGAAGCUACACUCGGAGCAAGACCAGCGCUCGGGAGUCCACGCACGUCAGCGUGUGUGCACGUGUGGGCUCCUAUGUGCGUUUGUGUUCACGCACGUGGCGCGCCUGUGAGCGCGAGCAUGCACGUUUAAGCCCGGGCACAUGUGCGUGCAUGUUCGUGUCAGUACCUGUGUGUAGAUGUGUGCGUGUGAGGGCCUGCGCCCUGCCUGUCCUGCACUCCGCCUCGUUCCCCCACCUGCCCCGCGGUGUCGACCUUGCGGGGGUGGGCAGCUCAGCUGGGUGCACGGGGGGAUUGCGGGCAGGCUCAGAGAAGCACCGCCCGUGAUGAAGUUCGUGACUGACCUCGCUGUCAGGCAGGGUGAUAAUCGUCCUGGGGGGUGCUCCGCGCUCCAUAAAAACUGUUGGCGCGGCUGCUGAGGGAACAAGAGUGGGUUGCGACGUGGGGGCCGAUUGCACGCUUUCCCGUUUGACUUUCUGGGCACGCAGUUGUGCGUGGGGAAGGUUCUGGUUGCCCCGGGCAGGGGGCUUAUGCAUGCUCUGGUUUUAUGUCUGUUUCUUAAUAGGCCCUGAUGUUUGUAGCUUCUAAAGUUAUUUUCGUGGAGCGGAGGUGUCUCUGAGGGAAGGUCAUUUCUCAAAGGCAUGAGAGGCUCAGGUGGUUGUGGCUCUGGGUCCGCCGUCUGCAGAUUUGGGGUGCCCUGGGGUAGUGCCUUGCCGGCCCCACUCCUCGGCGGCCUCCUCCAGGGUCUACUGUUGAGCUCACAGGCCCCCCCAUGAGGCAGCCUGCGCGCAGGUGUAUCUGGACAAGCAUGUUCUGUGCAGGAGGCGGAGACGUUGCUCAUCACUUUGAAGGUCUGUGAAGACACCUUCCAGCGUCUCGAGCGAGGCAUCGCUGCGAACAGGGACCAUGGCCUUGUUGCCAACGCUCGCACAUGUUGUCCGAGACAAGGCCUUUCGAAGGUGAGCGCGCCCCUGCCUUUAUGUUCAGCCCCCGCCGUCCACAGCCUCUGCUGUACCCGUGGCUGGGUUCUUGGGGCCCUGAGACCGUGGUCAGGCAGCCUGGUUGUCUGCCCUGGGUCUCUCUGGUGGCGCAUUGGCCUGGCGGACAGUGGACGGUGGUGGCCGGCGGCCCAGCUGCAGAGUCUGUGGCUCCUACCUCACAGGGACACGGUUCCGGGUGAAGGUCAGCGCCCUGUGGUCCGCCGGCGCCAGCCCAGUCCUGCCCACGUGCAGGUGCUGGUGUGCAGGGUCCACAGGAGGUGGCCACUCUCCCCACUGCCUGGCUCCCCGGCCCCCAGCCCCCUCACUCCUUGGGGCCCCUCAUCUGGGGCCCUGUCUCCUCCUGCCUACCUGUGGUCAGACCAGGCUGCCAGGAUCAGCGUCCCCAUCAUCCCCAUGGAUGUUUUGCUCCUUGAGAUCUCCUAGGACAUGUUGGGCUGGAGGGACAACAGGCUGGGUGGAGCAGGACUGACCCAGACAUGAAGACGGCCUCGGCACCAGCCACGUGGCCCAGCUCCCUGCCCAGCAGAGAGGUCCCCAGGCUCCCCAGGAGGGCUCUCUUGGCUGCUCCACACUGACCCCUGGCCCCUGCCCACUGGUUUCUCUUCAUCCUGGGCCUGGCCCAGCUGCCUGGUCGGAGGCAGACCCCCUGGCCACCGCAGGGGCCAUACACAGCCCACCCGGCUUGGGUGGCUUCCCCAGGGAGGCGUGUGUCCCCCACCAAGGAGGGGUCGGGAUCUGAGAAGGCCAUGUGGGGGUCCUUGGACCCACAUGGGCCCCGGAAAUGUCCUGCACUUGACAGUUGAGACCCUGAGGGGAGGGGAGAGGCAGGGAAAGGGGCUGCUGAGCCAUCCUCAGGAGAGACCCCUUCCCGGCACACUGUCCACAUGCGCUUCACCCCCGCCUCUUCUCCUGCCCUGGCCCUUCUGCGGCUCCUGAAGGGCAGACUCGGGACACUGCUGUCCCACCCGACCUGGACGGAGCACGCGAGCCUGGGUCCCCGGAGCAGACUUGGCCAACAGGUCAAGUGUCACGAGGAACCUUGAGAUCGAUGCCCUGGCCGCUGAAGCAGAGGUUGGGGGCCAGGAGCCUUCUGCUGGUUUGCCGAGGGGCUGCCGUGGGAGGUGGUGUAGUCGGAACUCGGGACCGUGUAGAUGGACUCCGGCCUGGGGGUGCUGCCCACCAGCCCGGCCUGUCUGGGACCCCUGUGCCUUCUCUGCACCCCCCUCCCCCCAGCAGGCAGUGGGGGCUCAGGGGGGCCAGCCCUGGCUUUAUGAGGCACGUCCUUGGGUUCUGUCACUGCCAUGGCGACCAGGGGUCCUCACUUGGGUCUGGGUCCAGAGAGAGGCCCAUGCCUUUCUGUCUAGCCUGGACCGGUGAUCGGGUGGGGCAGACGGAGCAGGCGCUGGCUCCCGGGGAGGUGGGUGCCUUCUGCUUCUGCUGCGACCAGGGAACUCACAGGCGUAACCUCCGCGCAUCCCAAGUGGGACAGAGCGCAAAACGGUGAUUCAGAAGCUGUGAGGACCUGUGUCGGGCGACGGGGUUCUGGUCACGUGUGCGCAGUUGUGUCCUAGGUAUGCAGGUGGGGGUGCCCAGGACUCCGGGCUCUUGGGAGCACGGUGGGACAGGCAGGAGGAGGAGGGACCGUCUACAGCUGCGCGGGGCCCAGAUGGCCCCUGCACGAAGCUCCUGCCAGUUGGCCAUGCUUGUGUUGGGGACGCGGAGGUGACAACGGCUCAAGGCAGCAUCACAGCACCAGCUCACCUUGCACUGAAACAAGGGCUAGAACCCUCAGGGAUGACAGAACACAAACGUCAGGGACCGAACUUGGGCUCAAAGGGGCCCCGGGCCCCACCAGGGCUGAUCCCCCGAGCCCACUGCCUCGUCUGCCCAGUAGGGGAUGACGAUGCUCCCGUCCCGCAGACAGUCCAGAGGACCAGUUUCAGCAGUUACAGAAGGAGUAAAUGAGGGCCCAGCCCAGACUGCACAGGGCUGUCAGGGAGGUCAUCCAGAGAGAUGACACGAGGACAGGCUCGAGGGGCAAGAUGGCUGUUAGUGGGGGUGGGGGGACGCGGUUCCAGGCCAAGGAAAUAGCCCAAGAAAGGUCGAGAAUGAGAAAUGAGUCCAGAAACCCUGUGUGCCUGGGAUGUGCAUCGUGUGGUGUGUGUGGUGUGUUAUAUGUGUGUUGCGUGUGGGGUGUGCGUGUCUGGGGAAGGUGGUGUCUCCACGGUGUCUCGUCCACACGCGGAGCGCGCAUUAACUGUGCCCAUUUCGCCCCAGGAGGAGACAGGAAGCACCACAUUUGUUGGGAGCCUAGUGUUUGGGUGCGGGUUUUGAACUGAUGGGAUCCCCCAAGGGCUAAGGAUCGAGCCAGAAGGUACGCGCUUGCCCUCCGGCCGAACUUCAGACCAGGACCCCUCAUCCGCCAGGGCCCGCGCAGCCGCGGAGCCCGCAGGGACGGACUUCCGCCGCGCCCGCCCCGCUGCUGCCCGUGCUGUGGGUAAGUGCGCCUCCCACUGCCGCUCGGACCACGGGCCUGGGGGGUGACCCACGUGCCGUCCUCAUGCCUGAGCAAACGCGGCCCCUGCGGUAAGUAGGACGCGCUUGCCCACCAUGGAGUUCUGCCCUUGGUGCCUCCCGACUUCUCAGGGCCACUUGCAGGUGCGACGCGGGGGAGCUUCCCGGAGCCCCCAGAGGAGCAGGGACUCGGUGUCCCCGCAGGCCUCGCCCUCGGCCCCCGCGCGCUCGUGACACCGGGGCUGUUUAGCUUCCAACUACUCUCAGAACCUGAAGAAUCGCUCCUUUAAAUUUUACAAACUCCGAUGCCGGUUGAACUUUGGGGUUUCCACACAUGAUCACGGUGACCUCUCCGUCCUGGGAACCCCUGCAGGAUGGGGUGCCACGCCCCUAUCCUUGCCGGCACGGGCGGCCCUGGGGCUGACCCACGUCCUCACGUCUUGCUCCUCCACAAGAUAAGUGGUCUCUCCCUCUGUUGUCCCGUCACUCAGGAUUUCUUCCUCAGGGUCACUGCUUUGCCUCCCGCCCUGAGGUCCGCAUGUGCCCCCGAUCCGACCUUCCUGGGGGUUUGAUUCUUGGCAGCGUCCUUCCUGUUGGUUCACGCUUCCAUCAGAAUGUUGCUUUUGCUCGGGAAUCACGUUGUAAUGCAGGGUGCUUUCCCUGCCCCAGUCCCCGCUGCGCUGGCCUUGCUGUCCAUGGGGGAUGCUCUCUGUGGGCCCCCAGGAGCCUCACUGACCAGGGAAGCCCUGCCUAGCCCCGCAUCCCGAGAAUGGAGCGGCCAGCCCGCAGAGAGCAGCCGAAAUCUGCCCUCGUGGCAAAGUCCCCAGGACCCUCAGGCCUUCACCCGCCGUGGCUGUGAUGUGUCGCUCACCCAUUCCCUCAGCCCGCCACCUGGCCAGAAGUGGCCGUGGCUCCCUCCCAGCCCCUCACUUCAACACCGGUGACCCCAGAAGCCCCACAGCCCACAGGUCUUCAUCCCAUAGCAAGAACAGCACAACUCUCUGGGAAUGUGGCAUCAGUUCUGUCCUUAAGGGAAGAUUGUAGGAAGAUUCUCUGAGGAUUUAAGGCACAGAAGAGCGUGGUCACACAGCGUGGGUCUGCUUUUCCUGCCAACUUUCCCUCAUCCUGAUGGGGGUCUUCCUCCUGCAUGUGACAGGUUUUCUGAUGAGUCAGUGCCCAUUUGUAAACGAAGCCCGCACUCAACUGAGGUGGUCACGGCCAUGCCUGUGCUGGGGUCCUGGCGGUGCCUCUCCUGGGUCCUCGGCCCUGUGGGCCUCACACCCUCCAAGAGUGUUGCAUCGCUGCUGUGGCCUGGGCAGAUGCAGGACUCCCCUGGACCCUGGAGGGUCCCCCCCGCCAUCCGCCUCCAGAGCUGGGCAGCCCUGGGGUCCCCUUGCCAUGCAGGCUGCAGGAGGGGUCCACACACAGCCUGUCCGCCCCCUCCCAUCUUGCAGAUGGAUUUGUGCAGCAGAAGCUGGAGACGGGUCGUCCCAGAAGCUGGGGGCAAGUGGGCCUCGCCCCCCCGCCUGUCCCGAGUGAAUGGCUGGUCGAGGCCCCUGCACUCCUUCCAGGCGGUGGCCUGGGUCACGCUCCUCAUCAUGGCCAUUGCCACCUUCGGCAUCUUCAUUCCCUUCCUGCCGCGUAACUGGAAGUACAUUGCCUACAGUGUGAACGGCGGGCUCUUCUUUCUCCACUUCCUAGUCCACUUGAUUGCAGUUUCCAUCGACCCGGCUGAAGCCAACGUGAGGCUCAAGAAGAACUACUCCAAGCCGUUGCCGACCUUCGACCGGUCCAGACAUGCACACGUGAUCCAGAACCAGUAUUGCCACCUGUGUGAGGUCACUGUGAGCUCGAAGGCCAAACACUGUAGCGCCUGCAACAAGUGUGUCUCUGGCUUUGACCACCACUGCAAAUGGCUCAACAACUGUGUGGGGAGCAGGAAUUAUUGGUACUUCUUCCUCUCCGUGGCCUCCGCCUCGGCCGGCCUGCUCUGCCUGAUCAUCAUCCUGCUCUACAUCUUCAUCCAGUUCUUCAUCGACCAGGAGGAGCUCCGCACGCACCCCUACUACGAAAAGGUCUCCAACAAGAACACUUGGAUGCUCUUCCUCCCCCUUUUCCCUGUAAAGGCAAAGACCCUAGUGGUCCUGGGCAUUGGGGUGUUCGUGCUGCUGUUGGACAUCGUCAGCCUCCUGCUGCUUGGGCACCUGCUUAUCUUCCACCUCUACCUAAUGGCCAAGAAGUUGAGCACAUUUGAUUACAUGACACAGGGCCGCCAGCAACAGACUCCAAAAGCUUCAGCAGAAAAGGAAGAGCUGUCCUUCCAAAUAGAAUUCCCACAGCAAGCAGGUGAUGACCAGAGUUCAUCUGUACACAGAGAGAAGCACAAGGAGCCCCAGCCACUCCGGAAGUGCCCAAGUCUCUGUUCCACCACGGCCGUCCACCCAGAGAGCUCCUUGAUGCUAGUGCGAACAGAUGGCGACCAGAGCUCAUCCGCACAGAGAGUGACGUCCAAGGAGCUCCUGCUGCCGGAUAUGCCCUCCUUUCAGUUGUCCGCUACCAUGUACCCAGAGAAUUCGUGGCUAACGGACACAGGCAGCAAACUGACGUCAUCUGCACCGGGCAGACCCAGGAGGAAGGUGCUCCUGUCGCGAUCCGAGUCCUCAAGCCUGAGGUCCACCACCACCGCCAGCCCAGAGAGCGCCCUGUCGCUGCAGGUUUCAAAGGAUCAACAGCAAGAAACAAGGCAACCUAUGAGAGGAGACGGUGGGAUAUCGCUCAUGGAAAAGACCGUGUGUGGGCAUUCGCAUCCCCUUCUCAGCUCCGGCAGCCGCUCACCGCAGGGCAGGGGAGCCAAGGCGCCCACACCUGAGCCGCCCUCCUUCAGGAUCCCGUCUCAGGAGUCAGACCUGGAGAACCUCAUGCCCCUGUAUCGGCUGCCAUGCAGCCACCAGAAUGUGCUGUCCAGGGAGGGCGCCCGCUGCGGGGGCCAGCAGAGCCCGGCUGGGGCGCCCGCCACCUCCAGCCAUGAGCCACGAGGGGAGCAGGCCGUCCAGGGCUCGUGCCAUCUCCAGGACGGCCAGCCUCCAGGGGCGACACCGGAGGUGGCUCAGGCCAGCGUCGCUCCGUUCGGCCAGGCUGAGGGCCCGCCCGCGGCGCGGGGAGAGACCGGGGUCCGCCUGUGUCUCCCCGGGGAAGCCCGUGAUCCCGACGCCUGAUGGCCUGGGGGGCUCACCGCUGUGCUCAGAGGGCAGCGCGUCCUCGAGGGUCCCCGGCUGUCCCUCCUCCUGCACAGACACCAGGGGUGCCCGGUGGCCUGUUCCUGUGGAGGGCAGCCCGGGCUCUGGCUGCGGAAAGUCGGGCCGAGGAAGGGAACUGAGCGCCUCCUCGGAUCCCGGCCACGCGGAAGCCUUCCCUGGAACCUGCAUCUCGCUCAGCGUGGAAGCCGUGUUGUAAUGCACGGAGUUUCCCGAACACGCCCACACGUUGUGCCAGGACUCAGGGCCCAGGGUGCUGUUUUCACGUGUGUCGAUUAGCAAUGGUAACUGCUAGGGACUUAAGCAGCUUUUAAGGAAAUUCUUCAGAAUUUCUUAGGAAGCUGUAUUGCAGGAAAUAAUAGAAAUUAAUUUUAUUGGCAAUAAACUUUAAAUCAGUCUUGGUGAAUUUUACAUUCUUGGGCUUCAGGU